Messenger RNA from Populus trichocarpa (black cottonwood), 423 nucleotides. Its product is annotated as auxin-responsive protein SAUR24-like. Lineage: Eukaryota; Viridiplantae; Streptophyta; Magnoliopsida; Malpighiales; Salicaceae. Bases 19 to 303 code for a protein of 94 amino acids. Gene Ontology annotation, biological process: response to auxin. The transcript has a single exon. The record is from RefSeq and is a predicted model, not a curated record.
CAUUUACCUCCAAGCAAAAUGGUGGCUAUUCGCUUGCCUCGUAUUCUUCAAGCUAAGCAAAAUCUUCUUCGAGGAUCAUCUCCAGCUAGGGAUGUUCGAAAAGGCUAUAUUGCAGUAUAUGUUGGAGAAGAAGAGAAGAAAAGAUUUGUGAUUCCAGUAUCACACUUGAACCAGCCUUCAUUUCAAGAGCUGCUAAGUAAAGCUGAAGAGGAAUUUGGAUUUGAUCAUCAAAUGGGUGGUCUCACAAUUCCUUGUCGGGAAGACAUCUUCAUCGAUCUCACUUCUCGCUUAAAUGCGUCAUAAAAGGGACAGAUUAACAUAUAUUAGAGAAAACAAUUUUGUAGCAUACUUUACAUAUCAUGUACAGAUUGUAAGCAGUGUCUCAAGAGAUUAUUUAUUAUGAAAUCCUUUAACUUUCACAAA